GCACAAGUGACAAGAAAUAAAAAGUCGCUAGGAUGAAUUUUAAAAACAAAAAACGAACUUAUAAAAUUUACAUUCAAUGGGGAUAACACACGAACAACGAUAACAUACACAAACAAAACCCUUAAAAAGACACAAAUAAAAGUCGCUAUUGAAAUAUCAUUCCCCAACCAAUUACCAAUAAAUAUCAGCAGAAAAACAAAGGGACAGGUGACAAUUGCUUUCUAUCAUCAAAACAUGUCAUUUUUCUACCCUAACAGCUCUCACAAUGGUCCAUUUUACUUUCGUUUCACGUUUUAUGAGCAGCCGGUAUCAAAAACAGGUGCGAUGCUUGUCUCAGGUCUGAGCUGGAAUUGAAAAUCAGUUUUGCUCUUCACCUCGCCAAACCAAUGCAAUAAAUCAAAACCUUAUCUAGGUCCUCUUUAACAAAUGAACACAAAACGAGACGCUUGUUGUAUGUCGGUGAGAAAUAUUGUGUUACUUUAAUGCUUCCGUAUUACCUUCGAACGGUUCGACUGUAAGUUCAGUACACAUGCACACUCCCGGAGCCCGGUCGAAGAAUUUCCCCGCUUUUCUAUCGUGUGCGUACCAAAUUAUUCGGCUCCAUCCAUCGGCCACCGCAAAACAACGAAGAAAAAAACAAACCCCCCCCCAAGGGAAAGAGUGAGGAGAAAGAAAAGCCCAAACGUACAGCGCGAAAGCUCACCCUGAGGCCGGGCCUGAACUGCCGAACGGUGUCAAGAAAGUGGAGAUCAAAGCGAAGAUCGAAACACAGCAAAACGAUCGCACGCGGAAAAGGAAUCGGUGGCUCGGAGAGGUCGUAAACCGUACGCUACUACACACUCGAACACUGGGUGGAUGGGUCCAAAGGGGAUGGGAAAACUCCUCUCCCCGCAUGGAAGGGGCUGGAGAUCGGCGCGAAAAUGUUUCAAAAUUUUGUACACCCUCCCGGGGAAGGUUUAUUCAUUGGCCAGCGCUUGCCCGGGACGGAAGCCGUGUUGUGCUGUGGGUAACGAAACAGCGGAAAAAAGGUUUUAGACAACGCACGACGACGAAGCGUGUUCGUCGCGUCACAGUGACUUAGAAAAAAGGGGUUUGCCACCUUUCACGCGUGUACGGUGAACGCGGCAAGCAGUGUGUAAAACGUGCAUGUGCUGGGUGCCAAAGAAAAACGGGAUCCCAAGACGCGAACAAAGCACAACAAAUCUAAUCAAAGUGAAAAUCCUUGUUCUGGAAAACUACCCGAACAAAUUAUAAAACUAUUAGCGAGUGAUUGAGUGUGUGUUUGCGGGUGUGCGUGAGUGUUCUGGUGAAAACGCUGCUGGGAAAACACGUUUGAGAUCCACGCAGAGAGCAAAAAGGCACCGGGUCGGAACGUGCUAGACACAGCGACAAACCUUCCCUACAAAGAUUGAAAAGGUGGAAAUUAAUUUUCACGUGUGAACGUGUGCUGUACGUGUGUAGCAUUGUGGAAGCGGAAUUCUGUGCGCGCUGCCGGAAAAACCGACUCCCGGGUUCCUUGACAUCCACAGGCAAGACGAACGUGCGUUGCGAGUGACGAAGAACAAAAAAAGCACGAUGCGAUCCUUGUGGUUGUUUCUACUGGUGGCAGCGCCACUGGUACUGGCCGAGGAUAAGCUUAAAAAGCCCAACCCCGCCGUUGCGCCAGCGGUGGCCUCCACGUCCAAGAUCGCCGACAGCGUUGCCAGCCCCAGCGUGACCGAGUACAAAAAGACGCUCAUCCGCAAGCCGAAGCGUUCGAACGGUGAGAUUCCGCUGCUGAUCAUCCGUCCGGUGGACAAACGGCGCAAGAUCUACUUCAAGGAGCCGACGGUGAAGAUCGCUUCCGGCGGUGUGGCCACGUAUGGCACCUAUCCUGAGCUUCAUACGAACGACGGUGAGAUGUUUACGCUCGAGCACAUGCUGCCGAUCCUCAGCCUGGAGGGCAUGCUGAAAGGGUUCUCCAAGCACGGUCCGAACCACUUCGUACCCUCGCCACAGUUCAAACCGUCCGACAUCCAUCACCUGGUGGCGCCCCAGAAGACGAAGGAAGAGUAUCACCAUCAGCUCGCGCCGCUAAAACCAAGCCAGCUGCUGUCCAUCUCGCACAAACCGGCUGAGGCCGUGCCGGCCCAGACGCUACCAUCGCCGCCGCCCCCGAACUACGUACCGGCCGUAAAUUCUGAAGAUCAGCUACUGAAACUUGGUCAACCACAGCCUUCCUUUUCGCCCCUGGUACAGGACAAGCCGGCGUUCGUCAAGCCCGAGCAGCUGCCCGCCAGCUUCAACUUCAAGGUGCAGGAGGAGGUCGGCCACUACAAGGUGAACGCGAUCCCGCUGUCGAAGCCGCCGGCGGCGUCCGAGCCGCACCACCAUCAGCACCACCAUCCGGCCCAUCAGCAGCACCAUCACUUCGGGCAGCCGACCGCCGGGGGCGCCACCAGCUACGUCGGCAGCCAGCAGGGUAAGUCGCCCCAGCCGCCCCAAUCGCAACCGCUCUACAUCCAUGCAGCGCCACCGGCCACCGACCACCACGCGUCCAGUGGCAGCAAGUGGCAGGAGGUCGUCCCGAAGAAGUCCCCGCAGGUGUCCGUGUCCACCAACUUUUACCAUCCGAAAACGAUCGUCACCGAGCAGGAGCAGUCGCAGCACACGAAGGCGUACGCGCAGGCCCAGCAAGCGGUUGCAGCCCCGCCGUCCCAACAACAGCCAACCGUGCAGACGCAUCUGAGCUACUACUUCCCGAAGGAAGAGUCGGCACCGCAGUCGGCCCCGGUCGCCCACCACCAGCACGGCCAGCAGUCGGCGACGUCGUACAGCAAUGUGCAGGCGAGCGGUAGUGCACCGCCCGGCGACCAUCUUGCCGACACGCCCGCCGAAAAGCCAAUCCACAAGACGUACAGCUCGCACAUUAAGCAGAAGUACCAGAAGCAGCACCAUCAGCAGCCGCACGUCUUCAUCCAGAAGUACUUCGAGUUCCCGUCCAAGCCCGGUACGCACCAGAAGAACGUCGUGAGCGAGUUCCACGGUUCGCACGGUAACGAGACGUCCGACCAUCAGCAUCUGCCCGAGCCGCAGGCCUACGCCGCGCCCCAGUAUCUGCCACUGCCCCAGCCGCAGGCCCUUCAUCAGCCACAGCACACGGUCAAUGGUGGUCCGGGGGCCCAAACGCUUCACCUGCAGCUGCACCACCCUGUACAUCAUCCGGUGCACCAUCCGAUGCAUCACGGUGGACCUGCUCAAAGCUACUGGAAGUUUGGGCGUCGCAACCAGGACACGACCCAGGCAGUCAAACCAGUGGUAGAGCACACGAACGAGCCGGACCAUCACGAUAGCCAGCAUGCCGGUUCGGUUCUGCGCCCGGUCAAGCACACGACAGUGACCAUCGGAACAAGCACAGAGUCGGCCCCAUCCACCGGCAAGGACACCAAGGACGGACAGCCCCAGGCUCAGGAUCGUAUCGAUCAGGGUGCGCCGUCGACCAAUGGGACUGCCAGUGCGUCCACCAGUGCACCGACCCGAACGCCCAAGCAGAUCCAGCACGGCUGCGAACGGCGCUGCAUUCGCAACACGGUCGCCCAGGCGUACGAGCCCGUGUGCGGCACGGACGGUGUGACCUACUCGAACCGGGGCAAGCUGCGCUGUGCCCGAACGUGCGGUAAUGACGAUCUCGAGAUACGAUCGUACGGCGAAUGUUCCACGACCUCGCGGAACGCAUAAUUGACCUGUGUCGGCACAAACGGGCCCACAGCAGAUAGUUUCAUUUCCGCUUUCACUCAUUCACUCAGGCUGCCGGCAGAAGUAGUGGUUACCCUCGAUUAUGGAGCCCGUGUGGAACGGAAAUGAUGCUGCCAACAACACACACCUGCGGCGGGGCAUGGUAAACUCUUAAACGGUGAAACAAUAUCGAUUGCCGCCUGAUCCAUUGCCGUGUUCAUCUUUCCUGGGGGUUUAUUCCUCCUCCCGCCGUAAACUGUUUAAAUAUCGAUCGGGAAAAUUCGAUCGCUUCGAGCGCGGGCAAUCUGAGAGCGGAGUGAUUGGGUGGAGAGUGAGAGAGAGAGAGAGAGAGAGAGAGAGAGAGAGAGAGAGAGAGAGAGAGAGAGAGA
This is a messenger RNA of Anopheles merus, 4103 nucleotides long. RefSeq names its product atrophin-1-like. Bases 1576 to 3717 code for a protein of 713 amino acids. Gene Ontology annotation, molecular function: serine-type endopeptidase inhibitor activity; protein binding. The record is from RefSeq and is a predicted model, not a curated record. The transcript has 4 exons. NCBI's taxonomy places the organism in Eukaryota, Metazoa, Arthropoda, Insecta, Diptera, Culicidae.